Molecule: messenger RNA, 3282 nt
Organism: Galleria mellonella (greater wax moth)
Lineage: Eukaryota; Metazoa; Arthropoda; Insecta; Lepidoptera; Pyralidae
Exons: 5
Coding region: 154-960 (268 amino acids)
Source: RefSeq, a predicted model, not a curated record
AUAUCAAAGGUGUGGCAACGAGUGUGGCGGUUUGGUCUGUCUCAGUGUGUUUUCUUAUUUUAUUUUGCUUGUUAUUUCAUUCAUAUUCUGGAAUAGAAAAUAAAUCCGAAUCUAUAUCUGUUUUUAUUGUUUAUAUUAAAAUAAAUAAUUAAUAUGACUUUCCAAAACCAAAGCGUUGCUUCUAAUUGUCCCUUUGACUUGCUGACGAUCGAGAAAAUGAUACUGGAAUUGGCGGAAUUCUUUGAUAUCCGCAUAGUAUGGGACAAGAACGCUGCAAUAGUAACUACAGUAUGCACAAUAGUUGGAGGAGUCAUCGGUGCGUAUGCAGGGGGGACGAUGGCUGGAGUUCUCGGCGCCGGCGUUGGAGGCGCCGCUGGCUUUGCCGCCUACACAUUAAUACCGCUGAGAGAGAUCUGGGAGACCGUGAAGGAGGAGUUAAAAGCUUUACUAUACAUAGUAUACAACUACCUGCGUGAGUUGCACCCUGAUGACUACAUACAAGCAUUCAAACUUGUAAUGGCGUGCACAGAAAGUCGACAGCAGUGUGUUUACUUAGUAAUUGACUUCAUUGCUCAUAUAUUAAGACGCAAGACUUGUAUUAAGAUGCCAGAUAUAAAUGAUUUGGGUUCCGGUGAAGAUCAGGCAACACAGUCAAACGCGAAACCAAUCCAUAAAGUUAAGCCACAGAGGGCGCCAGGGUCGACAGAAAAGGAUAAAUUGAAAGGGAGUCAUGCACCAGACGCGUCCAGUUUAAAAAACACUCGUGAAACGCAAUCAUUAAAUGAUAAAACGGAGCCAUUUUUGGCCCUUGUCGCUGUUAAAUAUAAACAGUACUCGCCUCGAACUAAAGCUAUAGUAGAACAUAGGAUACAUAACAUUUUGUUUGAAGCCGACAUGGGUUUGUUCGACGAAUCGCCAAGUACUGCAAAUACAGUAAAUAGUACAAUACCAACUCAGUAGUACGGAUAUAAGCUUCAAUAACGUCUUAAUUACUAAGGUCAAGAUCUAAGAACAUUCCCCUAAUCAGAUUUUUAUUUAAAUACUAGCUGACCCCGUAAACGUUGUUUUACCACUUAUUGAGAAAUAUAAAAAUCGCGAUUAAAAUACAGCGGUUGAUCGUAAAACGGUGAAAAUUUAAAGUUGUGUGUAUUUUUCAAUGCUAAAUCAUAAUAAAAUAAAAAUGGAAAAAUUUGUUAAAAAAAUAAAACAAAUUGUUUUUGGGGAGGGUCACCCUUAUCAUUGAGAGUUAUGAAAAAUAGAUGUUGGCCGAUUCUCAGACCUACCCGAUAUGCACACCAAAUUUCAUAAAAAUCGGUAAAGCCGUUUCGGAGAAGUUUGGUAACAAACACCGCGACACGAGAAUUUUAUAUAUAAGAUAUGAGCAUUUCUUAUGUAUUAACUCUUAAAAGCCUGAUUUUUUUAAUCAAAUUAAAAAAUAUAUAAGUGUACCCUUUACUGAGUUUACUAAUGGGGAAAAAUAGUAAAAAAAAAUCAAAACGAUAUUUUUAUAUAUUUAUUUUGAAAAAAACAUUUGGUAACAUGUAAACAGCCAAAUAUUAAAAUAAAAUCGUUUGUAGGUGCCCAAUGUGAUUUAUAACCCCGGUAUUAAAUUUGAAACUUCAGGUAUUUAAGGGUUAACGUAUGAUUAUUUCAAUGUGUUGCUACGAUUGUCACAUAUUUCUCACCACAUCUGCUCUUCAUACGCUUUCCGUUUUUACCCAACGGUUAGCUGGUAGAGAAUGCCAUAUGGCAUUAAGCUCGCCAUUUUUACAAAGUUUUAUUGUGAAAUAAAGAAUUAAUAAAUAAAUGAACAUACCGUUCACAAAAAUUUACAUUAUGAGAUAUGAAUUUUUUGAGAUUUGUAUAUUGUAUUUUUUUUUUAUACAACUUAGAAUGGCAAACAAGCUAACGGCCCACCUGAUGGAAAGUGGUAACCGUCGCUUAUAGACAUGAGCAGUACCAUGGACAUAACAGUACACACACAUACUGUUUCGCCCAUGAUAACCCCCAAUGCGUUGCCAUUCCUUAGGGCUCAGGUGUUAUUCCUCUGUACCCAGUAAAUUCACGCCAUAUGCCGCCCUUCAAACCGAAACACAGCCAUGCAAACACAACUGCUUCACGGUUGAAACACGAAUGGAACAGAGGUACCCAAGCAAUCGACUUUUGUACAAAGUCUCCCUCUGGUAAGGUUAACAUUGUGUUAAUGUCAAGUAUAUAAUUACUAUUUUUUUUCUCUUUUUUUUUUUAAUGACUCUUAAUUAAUUUAAUCAAUAUUCUUUUAUGUGGUACAUUAAAAUAGUCUUUAACCCUUUCCACUCCACUAUCGAGUGUCACUCAACAUGUUUUAUUCCACCAGCUCCACUGUCGAGUGACACUCGACAUUAGUUUUAUUCCACCAGCUCCACUGUCGAGUGACACUCGACAUUAGUUUUAUUCCACCAGCUCCACUGUCGAGUGACACUCGACAUUAGUUUUAUUCCACCAGCUCCACUGUCGAGUGACACUCGACAUAGUGUAAUACUUCUUUUACCAUACCAAAAGGGAUUAUAAAGAUUAGAAUUAAGAAUUAUAAUAUAUUAUCCUGUAAUUACUCUUAAAAUAAAGUUUAUCAUAUAAGAAAAAAUACAAUUUUAUUUACAAAAUACGAAAAAACCCCUAAAAGUUAAAGAACACAAUUUUAGCGUGGAGCUGGUGGAAUAAAAAGAAAAAAGGCUUGGAAUGGAAAGUGUCGAGUGAAUAGAGACAUUUCUUAGUAAGCUAAUUGUUAAGUUUCUCAUUAUAUUUUUUGUCUGUCAGUCGAAGGACCAAAAUCUACUGGACAGUUCGAGAAGAAAGUUAAUUUUUCUCCGUAGGUUUUUAGUUGGAUAAUAUUACUUCGGGAAAUUUUAUAAAAUAAAACCACGUAUUAAUCCUGUUCCUUUUUUCCGGAGCCAUUUUUUAAUAACUUUUUUAUUGUAAUAUUUAAAUAGUUUUUUUUUUUCCGGAUCGAAACAAAGCUCUGUAUUCUGUCGGUAAUUUGUAACAGAUGAAUAAAGUUAUUUUUAGUAUGAAAUGAAUUUAUUUUUUAAUCUUAAAUUAUUAUUUUUUUCUGUUUAUGUCGUCAAUCAGUUGUCAGACUAUUAUAAGUUGAUUUACCGAUUAUCUUAAAAGCUGAGUGGCCAGCAUCUUUAAUACUAAAGACUAUUAUUAAAGACUAUUACUGCACCAACCGGAUUAUUUAUUAAUGUUAUAUCAAACACCCAUUAAAAAAAAAAAAAAAACAAAAUAGGGAAUUAUUUUGCG